Cryphonectria parasitica EP155 is the source of this 1260-nucleotide messenger RNA. Its product is annotated as mitochondrial carrier. The transcript is spliced from 3 exons. Lineage: Eukaryota; Fungi; Ascomycota; Sordariomycetes; Diaporthales; Cryphonectriaceae. Gene Ontology annotation, cellular component: mitochondrion. Gene Ontology annotation, molecular function: pyrimidine nucleotide transmembrane transporter activity. Gene Ontology annotation, biological process: pyrimidine nucleotide import into mitochondrion. The record is from RefSeq and is a predicted model, not a curated record. The coding region runs from base 1 to 1260 and encodes 419 amino acids.
AUGUCUCUCGAGCAACAGUCCGCGCCUCCUUCAACCGCGGAAAAUGGGCCAGCGUCACCUACUGCCCCCGCCGCCACCAUGCACGAUCCCAACCGAACCACCCCCUUCGAGCGCUGGGCUGUCCGUGCCUCGGACUCGCAAUUCAACGCUCUUGCCGGUGCGGUUGGAGGCUUCACCUCAGGCAUCGUGACCUGCCCUCUCGACGUAAUCAAGACAAAGCUUCAGGCGCAGGGCGGCCUUGCCCAGCUGCAGAGUGGGUUGCAUGUCGGUCAACCUAGGAUUUACAAUGGUCUGGUCGGCACAGCCAGUGUCAUAUGGAGGGAUGAGGGCCUGCGAGGCAUGUACAGAGGUCUCGGUCCCAUCAUUCUCGGAUAUCUUCCGACCUGGGCUGUCUGGUUCACUGUCUACAACAAGAGCAAGACCUGGCUGGGUCAAUAUCAUCACAAUACUUUUGUGAUCAAUUUCUGGUCCUCCAUCAUAGCAGGAGCCAGCAGCACCAUUGUCACCAAUCCCAUCUGGGUCAUCAAGACGCGCCUCAUGUCGCAGACUGGUCACCAUGACAGACAUGGAUUCUCCCUCUUCCCCAAGGGUGCCAACACACCCACAUCCCGCCCUACCAUGUCCAUGCAUGGCUACUAUCACUCAACACUCGAUGCUGCAAGGAAGAUGUACACCACUGAAGGCAUACGAGCCUUCUACUCUGGUCUUACCCCGGCCUUGUUGGGCUUGACCCAUGUGGCAGUACAAUUUCCAGCCUAUGAGUUUCUCAAGACAAAGUUCACAGGCCAGGGAAUGGGUGCCUCCCCUACCAACAACGAUCCCAAGGCACAGUGGUUCGGCAUCCUCUGCGCCUCAAUCUUCUCCAAGAUUGCAGCCAGCAGCGCCACCUACCCACAUGAGGUGAUAAGGACUCGACUGCAGACCCAGCGGCGGCCAAUGCCUGGCAGCGACUAUCCAGGCGUGGCCAAUGUCGGCGGUAUACCUGGCACGAAGGCUGGUGGGCUGUCACCUAAGGCCACGGAGAAGGCUCAGGAGCAGAGCAGCGCGAAGUACAGAGGUAUCGUGCGGACGUUUCAGACGAUCCUGCGCGAGGAGGGCUGGAGGGCUUUCUACGCCGGCAUGGGCACCAACAUGAUGCGUGCGGUGCCCGCUGCGACAGUCACGAUGCUUACCUACGAGUUCAUGAUGCGCGAGCUGAACCAAACUCGUCUGCAGGGCCAGGAGAAGAUGCGUGCUCGGGAGGACUCAAGUUUUGCCUGA